AUGGCCCCCAAAAAGCCAGACCCCAAGAAGGACGAUGCCAAAGCAGCCAAGGCGGCUCCCGCGCCAGCGCCCGCACCUGCACCCGAGCCCGAGCGCCCCAAGGAAGUGGAGUUUGAUGCCUCCAAGAUCAAGAUCGAGUUUACACCGGAGCAGAUUGAAGAGUUCAAGGAAGCCUUCAUGCUGUUCGACCGCACACCCAAGUGUGAGAUGAAGAUCACAUACGGGCAGUGCGGGGAUGUCCUGCGGGCGCUGGGCCAGAACCCUACGCAGGCCGAGGUGCUCCGCGUCCUGGGGAGACCGAAGCAAGAAGAGCUUAACACCAAGAUGAUGGACUUUGACACCUUCCUGCCCAUGCUCCAGCACAUUGCCAAGAACAAGGACACAGGCACCUAUGAGGACUUUGUGGAGGGGCUGCGGGUCUUCGACAAAGAGGGCAAUGGCACUGUCAUGGGUGCCGAGCUCCGCCACGUGCUGGCCACUCUAGGUGAGAGGCUGACGGAAGAUGAGGUGGAGAAAUUGAUGGCGGGGCAGGAAGACUCCAAUGGCUGCAUCAACUACGAAGCAUUCGUGAAGCACAUCAUGGCCAGCUGAGCCUCCCAUCGCAGGGAGCCCAGGGAGGCCAUGCUGGGGACCGCUCAUCCCCCACUCUCAGCGCUGACACCAGUGGCCUGGAGUUGUGGGGAGCAAGGGAGGGCAUCGAGGCUCCUACACCAGCUCCCUCCGCACCGCCCUGCAGAUCUCCGUGUGCCUGUCAUCUCCCUCUAUGAGCUGUGCCUCUCUGUCUUCACCCCAGGGGCCUCAUGAAUAAACGGCUUCUGUCCUUCC
Molecule: messenger RNA, 825 nt
Organism: Puma concolor (puma)
Lineage: Eukaryota; Metazoa; Chordata; Mammalia; Carnivora; Felidae
Gene: MYL3
Product: myosin light chain 3
Cellular component (GO): myosin II complex
Molecular function (GO): calcium ion binding
Source: RefSeq, a predicted model, not a curated record